Messenger RNA from Pseudogymnoascus verrucosus, 1564 nucleotides. RefSeq lists its product as uncharacterized. Lineage: Eukaryota; Fungi; Ascomycota; Leotiomycetes; Thelebolales; Thelebolaceae. The coding region runs from base 137 to 1507 and encodes 456 amino acids. Gene Ontology annotation, molecular function: oxidoreductase activity, acting on the aldehyde or oxo group of donors, disulfide as acceptor. The transcript is spliced from 3 exons. Gene Ontology annotation, biological process: branched-chain amino acid catabolic process. The record is from RefSeq and is a predicted model, not a curated record.
CGCUUCCCCACGGUCUGCCGGCGAACAAGUGAACAUCGACGUUGAGGGAUCCGCUCUGGCUUUGAGGGGAAAUCUACGAGAGGAAAUAAAUGUUUCUCGGUGGCAGACACCAUGCAAUAAUCCUCAUCUUACAACCAUGAAUUCCCGUAUCCCAAGAGCCUGUUUGGCGCGUGCUGGCCGCUCAUUAUCAUUAUCGUCAGUCUGCCGGGUUGCCCCACGACGAUGCUUCUCGAGAGCCCCUCAACGAUCGGGCGAGCACAAGGAUGAUCGACUGCGAUUCCCUGGUGCACUGGAGGCCAAAUUUACCACCGACUUGAAUUUCCAUAACCCGAAGGAUAAUGACGUUAUAUCGUGCUACAGGGUCAUGGACAGCGAGGGCGUCAUUGUCGACAAGACCUACAAACGAGACUUCAGUGAUGAAGAGGCGGUAAAACUGUAUACGGAUAUGUUGGGAGUGAGCAUAAUGGAUCUUAUUUGUCUUGAUGCUCAACGGCAAGGUCGUAUUUCAUUCUACAUGGUGUCCAGCGGAGAGGAAGGAAUCGCAGUGGGCUCCUCCUCCGCCCUAUCCGUCGAAGACGUAGCCUUCGCCCAAUACCGCGAAGUCGGCUUCCUGAUGCAACGCGGCUUCACCUUCACGGACGCCAUGUCCCAGCUCUUCGCCAACAUCAAAGACCCCGGCCGCGGCCGCAACAUGCCCGUCCACUACGGCAGCACCGCCCUGAACGUGCACACCAUCUCCUCCCCCCUAGCCACCCAACUGCCCCAUGCUGCUGGCGCCGCAUACGCCUUGAAGAUGCAGCACUUGAGCAGCCCUAAGUCCACUCCACGCAUCGCUGUCUGCCUCUUUGGCGAGGGCGCGGCGUCAGAGGGUGAUUUCCAUGCUGCGUUUAAUAUUGCGGCUACACGCGGAUGUCCUGUGCUCUUCAUCUGCCGCAAUAACGGGUAUGCGAUUUCCACGCCGACGGCGGAUCAGUACCGUGGCGAUGGAAUCGUCAGCCGUGCUGCGGGUUACGGUAUCAACAGUAUCCGUGUCGAUGGAAACGAUAUCCUCGCUGUGCGAGAAGCCACCAAGAGGGCCAAGGAUCUCUGCCUCGGCACAUCCGACGGCGGCGAGGCGAAGCCAGUCUUCAUCGAAGCGAUGUCCUACCGCGUGUCCCACCACAGCACAUCCGAUGACUCCUUCGCCUACCGCGCACGCGUGGAAGUCGAGGACUGGAAGCGCCGUGAUAACCCAAUCACGCGGUUCCGGAAGUACCUCGAGAACGAGGGGCUGUGGGACGAUACGAAGGAGACGGAGGCGCGGUUGUCGAUCAAAAAGGAGCUGCUGAAGGCGUUUUCGGCGGCGGAGAAGGAGAAGAAGCCGGAGAUUUUGAGUAUGUUUGAGGAUAUCUAUGAGGAGUUGACGCCGGAGCUGAAGGCGCAGAGGGCGGAGUUGAAGGAUAUUUUGGAGAGGUAUCCGGAUGAGUAUGAUUUGUCCGAGUAUGACAAGGGGAAGGACUCGUUAUAGGAGUAGAGAUGGGGUAUAUAUUAUAAGUUGCUUGACCGAAUAAACAUUACUACACAA